This is a messenger RNA of Closterium sp. Yama58-4, 1389 nucleotides long. Lineage: Eukaryota; Viridiplantae; Streptophyta; Zygnematophyceae; Desmidiales; Closteriaceae. The record is from the annotation of a GenBank genome assembly.
AUGCGCGACUUUAUUGCGGAUCUGGAGCAUUUUCAGCGAGUGAAGACUCAAACCAUUAAGCCCUGGAGUGACAUCACGUCUCUGCUUGCGUCUCUUCCUCGCCUGCCUGCACUCACCGAACUCACCCUUGACAUUGGACAACUCUCAGUGCGCUCCGAAGAUUUCGGGCAGUUGUUAGUGCUUCGGACACUCGUGCUAAAUUUGAGAAGUCUCACAGCCUUACCUGAGUCCAUCGCCUUGGUUACCACUCUUCAAGACCUUUCCCUUGACUACCUUCGAGUUCUGACGCAUCUGCCCCAGGAGUUCGGCCAGUUGGUUGCUUUGGAGAAGCUGCGCAUGACAGACCUUGAACAGCUCACACACCUGCCCGAAACCUUUGGGCAGUUGACAGCUCUCCUGGAGCUGAAUAUAGUGGACUGUAGGCAGCUGCAGCAACUCCCGGACUCCCUAUCCCAGCUGUCUUCUCUUGAGCACUUGGAGAUUAACAGGUGCCAGAGCCUCACGGUGUUGCCAGACGACAUGGGAAAGGGUCUGCACUCCUUGCGCCAUUUAUUUCUACUGGACUGCACCGCCCUCACCCACCUCCCUCCAUCCUUCUCUGGCCUAACCUCGCUUGAAACCCUCAAGAUUGAACACGCGAAACGCUUCACUGGGGCGCUGUUAGACGGCUUUGGCUCCCUGAAUAGCCUCAAGAAGCUGUCGCUCGAUUCCAUGCCACGCCUAUCCUCCCUUCCUGCUUCCUUCUCGGGCGUUCUUUCCCUCACCAACCUGGAAGUGGGAUAUUGUCCCAAAGUAACGGUGUUUCCUGAGGGAAUCGGACGGCUACAGGUGCUCAAGGAGGUCAGGAUCUUUGGGAUGGACGGCCUGAAAUGCCUCCCUCCGGCACUCCUUGAGUUGCCCCAUCUGCGGGCGUUGGACGUGCAGGCAUGUAGUGGGUUAAGUGCGGUGCUAGGCGAUGAGAAGGUGGUUCGACGUACUGCCAGAGGCUUUGUGACCAGCACCAGCAGCACCAGCCGCAGCAGCAGCAGGGCGUUGCUUCCUUCAAUUCAGAACCUCAAGAUAAAAGAGAUCGAUGUUGAGUCUUUUGGUCCAUCCCUGGGUCGACUAUCCUCUCUGACGCAGCUGAAACUUUUGGAGAUGGACAAACUCGAGUCUCUCCCUGACUCCAUCGCUCACCUCUCACAGUUGCAAAGGCUUCGGGUUGAUACGGCUUUUUAUCUAAAAGCACUGCCCGAGACCCUUGGGGGGCUUGCAGGGCUGCGUGUCUUGCAGCUGGUUCGCUUGUACAUGAUGCGGCAGCUGCCCGAGUCUCUAGGGCAGCUGAAAAUGCUUGAGACGCUGGAUGUUAUUGACUGCUACAAGCUGAUGCAACUUCCAGUGUCCUCGUGA